Molecule: messenger RNA, 7699 nt
Organism: Chironomus riparius
Lineage: Eukaryota; Metazoa; Arthropoda; Insecta; Diptera; Chironomidae
Source: the annotation of a GenBank genome assembly
GAGUUUUGUGAAAAAUAAGCUCUAAGGAGAAAUAAAAUGAUGAAUUAUAGAAAUUUAAGUGAAUUAAAUCAAUGAAAAAGGAAAUGUCAGAGAACGAAACAUGCACAUCGAAUUUGCCAGAGGCAAAUCGAAUGUUAUUUUUGGAGAAGGUGCGACAGUCAAAUAUUGCAUGUCAAAAUGGUGAUUUUUCGACUGCUGUACAACUCUACACCGAUGCUCUAUUAUUAGAUCCGACUAAUCACAUUCUGUAUAGUAAUCGAUCAGCAGCGAGGUUAAAACAAGGUCAAUUUUUGUUGGCGCUUCAGGAUGCCACGAAAGCAAGGGAGCUGUGUCCUCAAUGGCCAAAGGCAUACUUUCGACAAGGCGUUGCACUUCAAUGUCUCGGUCGUUAUGCAGAAGCACUUGCUGCUUUCAGUUCUGGACUAGCUCAAGAUCCAAAUUCAAAACAACUAUUGUCAGGACUUGUUGAGGCAUCUGUUAAGUCACCAAUGCGUCCAGCACUUGAGCCGACAUUUGAGCAGUUAAAGAAUAUGAAUUUAGAUCAAUCGCCAUUUGUAGUGAUUAGUGUAAUAGGACAAGAGUUAUUAGGAGGUGGCCAUUAUCAUUCAGCUGUGACGGUCCUUGAAGCAGCUUUAAAAAUAGGAUCAUGCUCAUUGAAAUUACGUGGAUCUGUAUUUAGUGCAUUAAGUUCAGCCUAUUGGGCUCUAAAUCAAUUAGAUAAGGCCAUUGCAUACAUGCAACAAGACUUAGCAGUGGCAAAAAGUUUAGGUGAUCAACUUGGUGAAUGUCGUGCUCAUGGAAAUUUAGGAUCUGCAUAUUUUAGUCAAGGAUCAUUUAAGGAAGCUUUAACAGCCCAUAGAUAUCAAUUAGUGCUAGCAAUGAAAUGUAAAGACACACAAUCAGCAGCCAUCGCACUAACAUCACUUGGACAUGUUUAUACAGCUAUUGGAGAUUACCCAAAUGCCUUAGCAUCGCACAAACAAUGCGUGCAAUUAGUCAAACAAAUGGGAAAUUUGCUACAAGAGGCACGCGAAAUAAGUAAUGUUGGUGCUGUUUAUUUAGCUAUGGGAGAAUUUGAUCUUGCCAUUGAUUGUCACCAACAACAUUUAAGAUUAGCUAAGAAGCUUAAUAAUAUGGUAGAAAUGGCAAAAGCAUACUCAAAUUUAGGCUCCAGUUAUCAUUAUAAAAGAAAUUUUUCCCAAGCGAUUGUUUAUCAUGAGAAUGUCUUAAAAAUAGCCUCACAACUCAAUGACAGAGCACUCGAAACGAGAUUUCUUUAUCGUGCAUAUGCCGGCCUGGGUCAUGCGGCUAGAUGUGCUGGUGAUUAUAGUCAAUCAAAAAAAUGGCAUGAGAAACAACUAGAAAUGGCAUUAGCCGCAAGAGAUAAAAUCGGAGAAGGAAGAUCAAUUAGCAACUUGGGAAUUGUUUAUCAACUUCUUGGCGAAAAUGAUCACGCAUUGAAGCUACAUCAAGCACACCUUGCGAUCUCACGUCAACUUCAAGAUAAGGCCGGCAUGGGACGUGCUUAUGGAAAUAUUGCUAAUUCCUAUUACGCUGUUGGACUUUAUGAGCAAGCAAUUAAGUAUCAUAAGCAAGAGUUGAUAAUUAGCAAAGAAGUCGGUGAUCGUUCUGCUGAGGCAAGCACUCAUGGUAAUCUGGCUGUAGCAUAUCAAGCAAUUGGAGCUCAUGCGAUGGCGUUAAUUCAUUAUCGUAGUCAUCUUAAUAUUGCACGUGAAUUAAAGGACACAGUUGGUGAAUCUUGUGCACUUUUAAAUUUGGGGAACUGUCUAAGCUCCAGACAAGAGUUUGCAGAAGCUGUUCAAUACUAUGAACAAUAUUUGAUGUUGUCACAAGAGAUUGGUGAUGUUGUGGCUGAAGGAAAGGCUUGUCAUUUUUUGGGAUAUGUUCAUUAUUGUUUGGGAAACUACAGAGAAGCUGUUAGGUACUAUGAUCAAGAUUUAGCACUGGCGAAAGACUUGCAGAACAAAGUCAACAUGGGUCGCGCGUAUUGUAAUGUUGGUCUGUGUCACUUAGCAUUAGGAAACAAUGAAGAAGCUUUGGAAUGUCAAAAGUAUUUUCUUGCCAUAGCUCACAUGACAAAUAAUAAUAAUGGAAAGUUUAGAGCUCUUGGAAACAUUGGUGAUGUCCUUAUAAAAAUGGGUGAUUUAGAUGAAGCAUCAAAAAUGUUUCAAAGACAAUUGCAAAUUGCUCGACAAUUGAGGGAUAGAAAUCUUGAAGCAUCAGCUUGUGGAUCGCUUGGUUUGGUCAAUCGACUAAUGAGAAAAUUUGAUAAAGCUCUUGGAUUUCAUACACAAGAGUUGACACUUAGACAAGAAAUGGCUGAUAUUUUGGGUGAGACUCGAUGUCAUCAAAGUCUUGGUGCUGUUCAUAUGGCUAUUGGUAACUUUAUCCUUGCAUUAAAAUGUUAUCAAGAACAGCUUGAAAGAGCUCAAGAAUUAAAAGAUAUGGCACAAAUAUCUAAUGCAUUCGGUAAUCUUGGAAUAGCCAGACUGAAUAUGCAACAUUAUGAAGAAGCUAUUGGAUUCUUAGAACAGCAAUUAGGAACAUUAGAGCAAGUAAAUUCUCCACAAGUUCAGCAUGAUAAGGCAAGAGCUCUUGGACAUCUCGGUGAUUGCUACAAUGCUUUAGGUGAUCAUGAAGAAGCAAUAAAGUGUCAUGAACAACAUCUACAGUUAGCUACUCAACUUUCAAGCUCAAGAGAUCAAGAAAGAGCUUUUCGAGGAUUGGGAAUAAGUCAUAAGCAGCUAGGAAAUUUCCAGGAAGCUCUAGUUUAUCUCGAAAAAAGAUUGUUUGUUGCACAUGAACUUGGAAGUUUAGAAGCAAAAGCUUCAAGUUAUGCAGAUUUGGGAAGUAUUCACUGCGCAUUGAAAAAUUAUGAACAAGCUGUUGCUUGUCUUGAACAUCAACGUGAUAUUGCGAGGGAACUUGAUGAUCGUACAAUGACAUCUGAUGCAAUUUCAAGUCUUGGUGUUGUAUUCCUACAAAUGGGUGAUCUUGAUGGAGCAUUAAGACUUCAUAAAAUGGAUUUAGAAUUGUGUGAAAAUAUCGGAGCAAAUAAUAUCACUGGACGUGCUUAUGGAAAUCUAGCCAGCGUGUAUGAAUCAUUAAAGAAUACUCACGAAUCUGUAAAGUGUCUAGAAAAGCAAUUAUCACUCACUACUGAUCGUUUGACUAAAAGCUUAUGCUUUAUGAAUCUUGGAAGAGUUCUUCAAUCAGUAAGUCAAACUACUCGAGCUAUUGAUUGCUUACAGCAAGCAUUACAAAUCGCUCAAUCGCUCAACAAAAGUGAAGAAGAAUCUAAAAUUCGUUAUUGCUUAAGCAUAUCCUUACUUGCAUCAAAUGACAAUGAGGAAGCUCGUUCACAAGUUGAAAAUGCAACACAAAUCCUUGAAUCUAUUCGAUUAUCAGAUCAACGUUCCUUACAAUCACGAAAUGAACUUUAUAGCCUUCAAACACAAUGCUAUCAGACACUUACUCAAAUUUUAGUAGAGUUGGGCAAACAGGAAGAUGCUCUCAUCGCCUCUGAAAAAUGUCGCGCAAGAAUAAUUUCUGAUGGAAUGAAAAAUUCCCCGACAGUUCCAUUAAGCAACAGGAAGUUAUUGUUCACUUGUGGCGAUUAUCUUUUUGACACAGUCGAUAAAUUCAAGACUCACAUCAUUUAUUAUUCAAUUUCAAAUGAUGAAUUAUAUGCAUGGUAUCUACAGCCACAGAAGAAAAUUGUUAGAUUCCAUACUGCGAAAUUAAACUCGAGCAUUCUUGUACUUCCGCCAAGUCAAAAGACAAAGAAUAGUAAUGAGUCUGGUGUGAAACUUUUGGAACGAUACAUUGCUUAUGUUCGAGAUAGUUUAGGAGUUUAUUGUGCUGAUGAUGUUACUAAUCAUGUCAAUCAAAAUACUGGUCAAUGGAGAUCAUCAUCGUCUGAAAAUUUAAUUGACGAUUUUACAAAUGAACGUCAAGGAUUUCUAAGAAUGGUUAACAGAAAUCAUUUGCUUAAUUCCAGCAAUUAUUCUUUGAGUUCAUUAUUCAGUCUUGGAUCUAUUUCAAGCCUUCAAGGAUCUACUAGAUCAAUCGGAAGUUUUCAUCAUGGAGGAUCCACACGCUCACGAGCAAGUACAAUUCCAGCAACCACAACAGCUUGGCAAGGUCCAUCAUGUCUCCACGUUCUUUACAAUUUACUUCUUGCUCCAUUUGAAGACUUGCUGCCUACAUGCUUCACAAGUCCGAGAGUUGGAAGACGUGAACUAAUUUUAGUGCUUGAAGAUGUGCUAUACUUAGUUCCAUUUGCAAUUUUAAGAAGUGGAGAUGAACAGGGAGAAUUUUUGUCUGAGAGAUGCUCAUUACUUACAGUUCCAUCAAUUCAAGCUCUCCGUCAACGCCAUAGAUUUAAAAAUCGUGAAGCUAUUGACAACAUUAAUAAGGCGUUGGUUGUAGGCGUGGGUGGAAACAGAAAUCAUCCAGAUAUCCAAUGGUCAGAUCCAACAUCUGCUGUUCAAGAGGCUGCAAUGAUUUCAGAGAUGCUCCAUACAAAGCCACUGAUUCAACAAACAGCAACAAAAGAGACUGUUAUGAAUGACUUAACUAAUGCUGAAUGUAUUCACUUUGCAUGCCAACUUGCAUGGAAGCAAUCAGCUGUCGUUUUAAGUCCUGGAAAUAUGGUUGAAUCUCAGUCUAACUCUAAGCGCUACUAUCCUAAUGCUAAUAAUGAAAUCGAUCAGGAUGAUGAUUCGAAUGACAUAAAUAAUAGUGCAAUGGAGAUUCCAUUAAAUGACUACAUUCUUGGUGGACCAGAUAUAACGAAUAUGCGACUAGCAGCUAAACUAGUUGUUUUCAAUACAAGCUCUACUUCUGAUCAAAUUUCUGGCUCAACUGUUGCUAAAUUUACAAAUAGCUGGUUGAUUGCAGGAACAGGAGCAGUUUUGAUAAAUUUAUGGCCUGUUCCUGAAAUGGCAUCAAAGAUUCUUCUUCGAGCAUUUUAUUCAGCUCUCCUGCAAGGUUCAAAAGUCGCAAAUGCAUUAACUGAAGCAAUGCAAACCGUACAGCAUACAAAACAUUUUAGCAAUCCUGUAAAUUGGGCUGGAUUCAUUGUAGUUGGUGGAGCAAAUAUUCGCCUUUCGAAUAAAGUUGCAUUGAUUGGACAAGCAUUAUGUGAACUAUUAAAGCAACCAGAAAAAUGCCGUGAUGCACUUCGAGUUUGCUUACAUCUGGUUGAAAAAAGUUUGCAGAGAAUUCAUCGUGGACAGAAGAAUGCAAUGUACACAACGCAAAAAUCUAUUGAAAAUAAAGCUGGCAUUGUAACUGGUUGGAAAGAUAUGUUAAUGGCAGUUGGGUUUAGAUUUGAACCAGCAGCAAACGGAAUUCCAUCGAGUGUUUUCUUCCCACAAUCUGAUCCUGAGGAAAGACUUUCUCAAUGCAGUGCAAGCUUGCAGGCUAUUUUAGCAUUGACUGCCACGACUCUUCAUGCUUUAUCUAAGUUGGUCACAAACAACAGUGAAUCUUCAGAUGAUAUUAUUUCUGUAAUGCGAAAUAUUGUAGCUCAGUUUCAAGCGAAGACAAUUAAUGAUGUUGAAGGAAUUGAGGUGUCAUUGGGAGUCCGAUUAUGGAAAAUCAGUGGAUUUCAUGAUCUCAUGUCAUCACUAGGAUUUGAUUUAAUGGAUGUUGAUGAAGAUCAAGUGACUUUAAGAACAGGAAAGCAUGCAAAUAAAAGAAAUUGUCAAUUCGUUCUUCAAGCACUUUUAGCUCUAUUUACUCAAGAAGCUCCGAAAACUAUUGGCAUAGAAACCUCAAGUAAUACAAGCUCAAGCACAGAAUCACUUAACGAUGCAAUCGAAAAUGAAAAAGCUACAACUUCAACUGCAUAUACAAAUUUUCCAAGGCCACUAGCUGCUCCAAGAAAAAUGACAACUAGUUCUCGUAGUGCGUUCAUUUCUUAUCAAAAAAGACGCGGAGAGCCUGAUGGUGGCCAUGAAGAAGUUUCACCAGCUCAACCACCUAAACCACAGACAACAUUUGAAAAUACAGAUAGUGAAUUAUCUGAUGGCUAUGCAACUCAAAAGAUGUUGGCAAAAUAUUCAGAUCUUGGAUAUGGUGGGAUACGAGGAAAUCCAAAGAUUUGUCGUCCAGGAGGUGGUCGAGAAUCUGAUGCUACAUUUACACCAUCACCAAUUGAAAAUAAUGUCUCUCUAGCUUUGGCUCAUCAAACUAAAAUCAGAAAUUUAUACACUAAUAUUAGUGAAGCGACAAGUUCAAAUGUUGCAGUCACUAAGAACGGUUCAAGAAGACCUGAUAGCUCAAGUUCAGCUUCAUCAGCUGCAGAACAAAAUUGGGAUUCAGGACAUGCUACAGUAUUAAGGAGAGGAAACAAUGGAAACGCUACAACCUUGCCAAUGCCAGCAACAAGACAAUUACUUCCAAUUGUUGAUAAUCUUCGUCCAACAGCUCCUGUUUACAAUAAUCUUAUGAUGCAGUGUGGACUGAAAAAAUCAUUAAUGAUGGAAUCAACAUCCAGUGAUUCAGAAGGAUGGGUUCCUAGUCAAACGAGAACUAAGAUAAAACUUCAUCAACAAUUUAUUCAGCAAGCUCAUCAACAGCAUCAUCAGAACAUGUUACACUAUCAAGACAUGCCAUCAGUUAGUGUUGCAAAGUUAAAGGAGCAAUUUACUUUCUUAGAUCGUUUGAGUGUUAGAACGGAAGCGACAAAAAUAACAACAAAUCAUGGCAAAAAGUCUAUCAUAAAGGCUAAUGAUGAUGGAUUAAACUUAUCUGGAAAUAGUUUAUACUUUUCACCAGCAGAACUACAAAAUACAACCACAAAUCUAGUUGAAGAUGAUGCUGGUCCUAGUUCUGUAAUUCAGCAUGCAACAACUCAUUCACAUCAUAAAUCAUCAAAAGAAUCAAAGGCUACAACAUCAUCAAAUUCAGCAAGUAACUCUAUUGCGAUAUCUUCAUCAAAGAAAAAUAUUCAAGAUUCAAUUCUUCGUCACAUGAGUCGAGAAAUGGCACCAACAAUAUCCGAUGUGUAUCAUGAAAGAAAUAUUGGAUUAAUAUCCGCACCUCCAUUGUCAAAAUUAUUGAUGACAAAUUAUGAAGAGAACGAAACACAACAGAUAACGCAGGUGACGACAGUAAAUACAUCAUCAUCGCCAACAUCCGGAUUGAAUAAAUUAAUGAGUGCAAUCGAUUUAGGAGAGGAAAUUACAAAUUGUACAUCAUCAACUGCCAAGUUACUUUCAUGUGGUGGAACAAGUAAUAGUGAUGAAGACUUUUCAGUAUCUGUUGAAGAUGAGGCUGCAAGUAGUCAAGCUACAAUGAAAUCUGUCACAAAUAAGAAAAGUUUCAGUUCCGUUCCAUGGCUUAGUUCAAUUAAUGCAGAAAAUAUAGUCAAACCAAGUGAUUUGACAACAGCUGAAAUACUGGAACAUCAAAAAAUUAAAUCAGCCAGUUCGAGCUCAUCAAAUUCUGAUCAUUUAUCGAUAAUAAAAAGUCCGUACACAGAAUUUCGAGAUGAUGCCGAUGGCAAUUCUCAAUGCUCAUCAACACCCAAAAAUAGUUUGCCAUCAAAGCAGAAAGGAAAAGGAAGUAUUUAUUGAAAUUUUAUGUGGCAUAAACUGAAUUAUUCAUAAUGACUUUUUUUAAGCAAUUUUUUUAUGAUUUUUAAUUGUUGUACUUUUUAUAUUAAAAC